Clonostachys byssicola is the source of this 1650-nucleotide messenger RNA. The record is from the annotation of a GenBank genome assembly. NCBI's taxonomy places the organism in Eukaryota, Fungi, Ascomycota, Sordariomycetes, Hypocreales, Bionectriaceae.
AUGGCGCCUCGUUCCAUCACCGAGGUAGAGGCAGUGCAUGCAGAGGAUGCACGGACUACCACCGUCAACCGCUCGCAGAACGAUAUUUCCACCAAGAACAAUGCUGAACAGAUUGAACGACCAUUCUCUCCUACAGACGAGUUGGACAAAGGCGUCGGUAAAGCCAACUACGACAAGAUCGACAGAGAGGUUGCCAAGUAUGCGAGCCACACCCGUGUUGAGAUAUCUCCUGAGGAGAAUAACCGGCUGCGGCGCAUGAUUGACAAGCGCGUACUGACAAUCAUGAUUGCCACCUACUUCCUACAGUCGCUUGAUAAGGGAACGCUCAGCUUCGCCUCAAUCAUGGGUCUUCCUCAGGACACUGGCAUGGUGCAAGCCAAUGGCAGUGUCUCUCAACAAUACUCGUGGCUAACGAGUUGUAUCUAUCUGGUAGUUUUAGUUGUGGAAUACCCACAGAACUACAUCAUUGCCCGUGUUCCAAUUGCCAAAUAUCUCGGAUUCUCCAUCAUUGCCUGGGGCUCAGUCCUCUGCUGUCACGCGGCGUGUACCAACUUUACCGGGCUCCUGGUUGUGAGGUGCUUGCUCGGUUUGUUCGAAUCCGUCUGCCAACCAGCUUUCGUCGUCCUCUCAUCAACAUGGUUCCGUCGCGAGGAACAAGCAGCUCGAGUCACAUACUGGUAUAUGAUGAACGGCGCACAGCAGAUGGUAGGGGGCCUACUGGCAUACUGCUUCUCUCUCAUCCACACUGGCCCACUCAAGUCGUGGCAGUGGCUCUUUCUUUCCUACGGCGUCAUCUCCGUCUUCUUUGGCGUAUUUGUCCUGCUUUGGAUGCCCGACUCGCCCAUGCGCGCCAAGUGUUUCACCGAGGAGGACAAGCGCCUUAUGGUUGAGCGUGUGCGUGACAACCAAACCGGCGUCCAGAACCGGACAUUCAAGAAGGCACAUGUGUACGAGGCGCUGAGAGAUCCACAGAUGUGGUGUUAUGGCUUGAUCCAGUUCUGCACCGUUCUCCCCACGAGUGGACUGAGCACCUUCGCCAACAUCAUUAUCAAGGAAAGUUUAGGUUUCGACGUUCUACAGACCCAGCUUCUCUCCAUGGUUCUCGGCGCUUACAUCAUCAUCCUUCUCUUGGUCUCCGUUUGGAUGGUUAACAAAUGGAACCAAAAUAUCCUCACCUGUCUUGGAUUCGUUGUAUUCUCCUUUGUCGGAACAAUUCUUCUGAUGACAGUGCCCAAUGUCACCUUCUCACAGCACGUCGGACUUUUGAUCAGCUACUACAUCACCAUGUCAUUCUGGACCGCCCAGACACUGGGACUUUCUAUGAUGUCUCGGAAUGUGGGUGGCCAGACAAAGAAGACCAUCGUUGUCGCGGCCAACUUUAUCUUCUGGAGCGCUGGCAAUGCUAUUGGACCCCAAGUCUUUCUCGCCAGGGAGUCGCCCAAGUACUACACAGCGUUUGCGACGCACUUGGGCUGCUACAGUCUUCUUGUUAUUGUUCUCGUCUUCUUCCGCUGGCAUCUGGUCCGUGAGAAUAAGAAGAGGGACGCCCUGGCCGCUGCUGGUGUCCAGGAAGCUAAUGAUGGCAACAUGACACAUGCUUUUGAGGACCUUACAGACCGCGAGAAUCCAAACUUCCGCUAUGUAUACUAG